AGCGUCGUCGUUGGCCCUUCAUUCGCUGCGACAUCCUAUAGUUUUAAGAAUCAUAGGAAGGAUAUGGCGAAAGGUGAAACAGAUCUCGCCACACUGUUUCUACCGCCAUUAUAUCGCUUCGAAAUAUCAGUGGCUCAUUAUUGGCUCAAAUAUCGCUCCAGGAUGUGGAAGCAAUUCAACUGAACGUACAGUAGAACUGCUAUAUGGUGCAGUAUUUUACCUUUCCAUUGCCAAAUAUGAACCAUCUACGCUCAAAACAGACUCCUGCCGCUUAAGAUCUCGAUCUCGAUCACAAUCAAAGAAGCUUUCGGGCGUUCCGUUUGUAGACAAGGAAAAAUGCUGAAUUGUGGCACCAGAUUGUUUGUGUUCUCGCCGUACCAAUUGGCGUGGCACAGACUCGAGCCUCAUUACAGCAUCUACGUGCCACCUCACUUGUUCAUGAUUUGAUGAUGUCUGAUUCUAAUAGACUGCCGGACAUUGUUGGCAUUCGCUUGACCGAAAGAGGGUGUAGUAUUCGCGCCAUAUUGCCACGGUUUGCAUGGUGGGAAGCUUCUCAUUCAUGCGUCCCUUCUCGUGGCUCUCAUCGGGGCAUACAUCUUGCGACAUCCAAGAGCUUCAAGGGAAGGUGUCUGCUAAGCUACGGCGGCACGGUGAAACGAGUCUACCUCACCGUUUGAUUGCGUCAUAGUGCAGCUUGCUCCACAUCGUUUGUUCUAAACGCAAAAUGGUCAGGCCAGCAUGCAACAGGCCGCCGUCAAAAGUUAUCCUUCCAAUAUUUCUCAACAUACAACGAAGACAAACCUUUCAAGAUGUCUCUAGGUGACGCUGAUGCAAAGUUUCCCGGAAACACGGAUAGUGCAAUACCUCCGUCGCCAUCACGGGAAAAUCCUGGACAAGUAUACCCUAAGUCAGAUCCACAAGGUAGGGUGCACUCUUUUCGUCUAGUACCAGCCUCUUUACUGACGGAUUAUGUCGCUACAGCUGCGCCCGUUGAAUCCGUCCCGGGCACAGGUGGAGAGCAUGAGCCUGGAUCGUUCUUCGGUAAUCCAUACGCCUUCGACAGUGUCUUUGGAAAGCUGGAACACGCUCUAAACGAAACUAUCUCUGCGGUCGAAAAUGAAGGACAAAGCGUCGGUGCAUCAUCGAAUGAGAACGCCAUGUUGCAGAAGCUCAGAGGAUGGCGCACGGAGUUGGACAUUUUGAGGUCAGGAAAGCAAGGGUUCGGCAGAGUUCAUAGGGGAACUCCACAGGAGGGCGGUAUGUUCACGGAUUGAACAAGGACACUUCACACCCACCAUGUCCGUCAAUGUGGAUAGAAGAAGUUACAGGUAUAUGCGGUCCAAGCCAACUUAGUAUGUGCAGUUCUGUGCAACCAGAAGUACGCGGCAACUUGAUAGUCUAGUCGUAAUGGACAUUGAAUUCAUAAGGAACGUGGGGCAGAGGCAUCGGCCGUAUCCGAAACUAUGAUACAUGAUAUGAUCUAACCAAAAACCCGGUAGCCCAGAGCGAAACUCCCUAAGCUGACCAGUGUAGAUAUGAGUAGCAUAUAGCCGUCAGAUGCGCAUCUGUACUCACAGGCAAAUUGGGAAAGUUGAAAGUUCCAAAACAUACUAAUAGGAUGAGGGAAUCCGGGC
Messenger RNA from Somion occarium, 1634 nucleotides. NCBI's taxonomy places the organism in Eukaryota, Fungi, Basidiomycota, Agaricomycetes, Polyporales, Cerrenaceae. The record is from the annotation of a GenBank genome assembly.